Messenger RNA from Cryptomeria japonica (Japanese cedar), 2134 nucleotides. RefSeq names its product F-box only protein 6. NCBI's taxonomy places the organism in Eukaryota, Viridiplantae, Streptophyta, Pinopsida, Cupressales, Cupressaceae. The transcript has a single exon. The record is from RefSeq and is a predicted model, not a curated record. Gene Ontology annotation, molecular function: protein binding. Bases 694 to 1860 code for a protein of 388 amino acids.
UAUAUAAUGAAACCACAUUUCACGUGCAGAUAUUCUCUCCGUGACUUUACAGAGCCCGCUGAAAGUAUGGUGCUGAUUUGUCUACCAUUUUCACACCCAGAUCGCAAUGCCAACUCUAGGUGCAUUGCCCUUCUCAUCCAUUGAUUUUUGUUGUUUUUAAAAUGAGUUUUUGACCUUCUAAUGAGUACUGGAUGCAGCUCAAUAGAUCCCCAUCCCUAUGCAUUAUUCUACAUCAGGGAACUGUUUAUUCUCAUUAUGCUUUAUUUGAAUACGGGAAUCAAUAUGAAAAACUAUGUGAUAUGUCAUUGAACUUCAGAGAGGAAUCCCUUUUGAAUUUACGAAACAAUUGAACUCCAACGUUCCCGAAUGCCCUAAUGGUUGUCCGUAGGCCUAAAUCCCCACAAUUUCAUAUGCUCAAAAAGAUGAUGGAUCCUCACAAAGCCCCACCAAUUUUGAAUACCUAGGCUGUAUUUUACAUCACAUCUCAUUGUUUUCAGAUACCCAAAUAAUUUUUAUUGGCCUAAAUCAUUCAUUGUUCUGAUACCCAUGUAGUGUUAUUGCCCUAAAUUACAAUUUGUUUUGAUACUCAAAGUAGUCUUUGCGGGGUGGGUUGUAUUUAACAAUUUAAAUCCCAGUUAUUUGGGAUUUAAAUGCACAUGGUUUUGAGUCUCCAACCAUUUAUUUGGGUUUGCGAUGGCGUUUAAUAGUGAAGAAGUUAUCUCAAAUAAGAGUGAAGAUGUGGAGGAAAGCGCGGGGGACAAAUGCAAGGUUGUGGUUGCUAGGGAGCAGAAUAAGGCCCUAGAAUUACAGGCAGUUGAUCUUCCGCAUCAUCUGUGGGAAAAUAUCUUGGCCCGCCUGCCCAUUUCAAGCCUUUUCAGAAUGCUGAGCGUUUGCAGAGCCUGGAAUUCAAUGGUGCACUCGGACUCUUUUAUGACAGUUUACAGAAAGGUGCCUCCCCAAGAUGUUUAUUUUGUUCUUUUUGCUGAUUAUGUUCAAAGAAAUGUUGUUGCUGCAUAUGACCCACUAGAUAAUACGUGGGCUGUGAUGAACCUGUCCAGCAUUUCAUCUUCAUCCUGUCUUUGCUCUGAGGCUUGUUGUAUAUUUCGUAGGGGUGUAGUAUCUGGUGGGGGUCUUGUGGUAGCUGAGAAUAGAAAAGGCUCUUAUGUUGUGUGCAAUUUGUUCACUAAAACUCACAAGAUUCUUCCUGCCAUGCUACCCAUGAAUAAUAAUUCCCCCUAUGUUGUUGCAAUUGUGGUAUUAAGCAGAGAGUAUAAGAUAUUGGCUGUUAGCACGGAUGAUACAAUUACUUCUCAGGUGUACGAUUCACAGACCAAUUCAUGGAAGAUGAGUGGGAGUUUUGAUGGGAGAUUUGCCAUGGUAGGCAAUGCUGCUCACCUUGAUGGUUUUUUGUUCUGUUUGAGCUACCCUGAUAACUUGUUGGCAUUUGAUUUGGAUGCUGGAACUUGGCAUUUAGUUGAGGUCACCAUGCCUCCUCUUGUGUGCCCCCAUAUAAUGGAACAUGACGGUUCCUUAAUUCUUGUUGGGGGCAUUGAGGAGCAUAGGGUUUUGAAGAAGAUCGGUAUUUGGGAGCUGGACGAGUCUGUCAAGCAGUGGCACAUUGUUUGCACUAUGCCUGAUCAUCUUUUCAGUAAAUUCAGCCAUGGAAAUCUGGAACAUUUUCUAACUGUUGCUCUGUGCGGUAAAAUUUGUUUUUACAAAAAUUAUCAUUCUGUUAUUUUUAUGUAUGAUCUUUCAGAAAAGAAAUGGUGGGGACUGCCUCCCUGUCCGCUUGACAGUCGCAUAUGUAGGCCAACCUGGUUUGGCCUAGCACUUGAACCCCGCCUCGAUGCACAGGUAUAAUGUAGGUUAAAGCUAACUGCUUCCUGAUUGUGCAGUUUCCUUACUCGAUUGCCCUAAGAAAUGACUCAUUCUUAUUUUCUCUGGAAAUUGCUCUGUCUUGCCACUUAGAUAAUUGUUGACUGGACUAAAAUGUACUCUGUUAGUAUCUCUUAUAUGCGUGCAUGUAAAGUGAUGAAAACAUGGGACUUUGAACAGAGAUAACUUAGAUUUAUAUGUUUAAUCUCUGUCAUAAUUUGGGCAAAAUAUAUAUAUGUAUUGUAUUAUAUUUAGUGAA